This is a messenger RNA of Lactuca virosa, 2907 nucleotides long. Lineage: Eukaryota; Viridiplantae; Streptophyta; Magnoliopsida; Asterales; Asteraceae. The record is from the annotation of a GenBank genome assembly.
AUGCAAUUCUUUCACCGGUGGGUUCCCGGAGAAACUUUGCUCGAGGGACUCAAAUUUAGGCCAUUUGUUUAUCUCCAGCAACCGUCUUUCCGGCGAUUUCCAUUUUCUGGUGCUAAUCUGUUCUUCAAUCGAAGUGGUGGGCAUUUCUGGAAUCAUUUCACGGGUCAGAUUUCGGUUAUAAUUGGGAAGCUCAAGAAUAUGUUUUUUCUUCAGUUGAGGCAAAAAGAUUUAUCGGGUCGGGUUCCAUUGAGUUUGGGUUACUGCAGAAAGCUUCAAACUUUAUCGUUGUGUGAUAACAAGCUUUCAGGAUCACUUUCAAAUACAUUUAGGUUUAUUCCUUCGAAAUUAGCGAGGUUGACCAGGUUUUCCGGUGUGAUGCCAGAAGAGAUUGGAAAUCUAAUUGGCUUGAAUGAUCAGACAAGUUUUUGUGUGUGUUUAUUUUGCUUCACUUCUGGCCUAUCUCUUUGUAAUUUUGCAAUGCACCGUGUGGCCAGUGCAGGAAAUACCUCAAAUUCAUCCCGUCCUCGUAAGGAGAAAAGAUUGACUUAUGUUUUAAAUGAUGCUGACAACACAAAGCAUUGUGCAGGUGUGAACUGUUUGGCUGUCUUAAAGCAUUCAGAAGCAAAUAAUCAUAAUUUCCUCUUCACUGGAAGCCGUGAUGGCAAAUUGAAAAGAUGGGAAUUAGGGGAAGAGGAUGCCACUUGUUCAUCUACUUUUGAGUCUCAUGUUGAUUGGGUCAAUGAUGCAGUCCUUGUAGGAGGGAAUACCCUUGUCUCCUGCUCUUCAGAUACUACAGUCAAGAUUUGGGAUAGCUUUUCUGAUGGAACUUGCAAAAGAACUCUCCACCAACACACAGAUUAUGUUACUUGUCUUGCUUCCUCAGAAAAAAAUAGCAAUAUUGUUGCAUCUGGUGGAUUGGGUGGUGAGGUGUUCAUUUGGGAUCUUGAAGCUGCAGUUACUCCAGUCAUUAAGAAUACUGAGACGCCAGCUGUCACUGAUUCUUCAAACGGAAAUUCAAGUCUACGUGCUGUAAGCUCAAGCAAUGCAAUGAAUGAUACUGGAACUCUUCUGGUGUCUGGUGGCACUGAGAAGGUUGUACGUGUUUGGGACUCAAGAAGUGGUUCAAAGAUGAUGAAACUUCGUGGGCAUACAGAUAAUAUUAGGGCUUUGCUUAUUGAUUCUACAGGAAGGUUUUGCUUAUCAGGAUCCUCUGAUUCUAUGAUCAGAUUAUGGGAUCUUGGGCAACAGAGAUGUGUGCAUUCAUAUGCUGUUCAUACAGACUCUGUAUGGGCACUUGCUACUACUCCAACAUUCAGUCAUGUGUAUAGUGGUGGAAGAGAUCUUUCUUUAUACUUGACAGAUCUUUCUACAAGAGAUAGCUUAUUGCUAUGCACAAAGGAACAUCCUAUUCAGCAAUUAGCAUUAGACGAUGAUGGAAUUUGGGUUGCAACAACAGAUUCCUCUGUUGACAGAUGGCCUUCUGAACACUUGAAUCCUGAAAAAUUGUUUCAAAGAGGUGGUUCUUUUCUUGCUGGAAAUUUGUCUUUUUCAAGGGCAAGAGCUUCUUUAGAAGGAUCUACCCCUGUUCCUGUGUAUAAAUCUCCCACCUUAACUAUUGAUGGAAUCCCAGGGAUAAUGCAACAUGAAAUAUUGAACAAUAGAAGACAUGUCCUCACCAAGGAUAAUGGUGGAUCUGUGAAGCUUUGGGAAAUCACUAAAGGUGUUGUGAUUGAAGACUAUGGACAGGUUUCAUUUGAAGAGAAAAAGGAAGAACUAUUUGAGAUGGUCAGCAUUCCUCCAUGGUUCACUGCAGAUACUAGGCUUGGAAGCUUGUCUAUUCAUUUAGAUACUCCCCAGUGUUUUUCUGCAGAAAUGUAUGCUGCUGACCUCAGCAUCACUCAGAAAGCUGAAGAUGACAAGAUUAAUUUAGGUCGAGAAACCCUGAAAGGACUAUUGGCUCCUUAUUUUUCUAAGAAAAAAGUUAGAUUCGUGUCUCAACCUUCAGUCAAUGGAGAAGCUCCAAGCAAAGAUAUAUCUUCCAAAAAUAUUCCACUUUCAAGACCCGAAGCAGAUGCUAAUGUUCAAAGUGAUUCCAGAGUUUACCCUCCAUUUCAAUUCUCAAUUGCUUCUCCUCCUUCAAUUAUUACUGAAAGUUCUCAAAAUGGAAUAUGGAGGAAGAAAAUUACUGAUCUUGAUGGAAUUGAAGAUGAUGAUUUCCCUCGUUGGGUUUUAGAUGCUGUUUUGCUUAAUCGGAUGCCCCCAAGAGAACAUACCAAAUGUAGUUUUUAUUUACAUCCAUUUGAAGGUUCAGCUGCUCAGAUCUUGACACAAGGGAAGCUGAGUGCACCUCGGAUUUUAAGAAUGCAUAAGGUUGUUAAUUAUGUUGUGGAGAAGAUGGUUCUAGACAAAUCAUCAGAUACUUUGAUUAGUGAUGGAGCUUUUGCUCCUGGAUUGAAGCCAUGGAAGCUUAAGCCUUCUAUAGAGAUCUUGUGCAAUAAUCAGGUGUUAGCACCUGAAAUGAGCUUAGCCACUGAAAAUGAUUCCAUAGGUCCCACAUAAGCAAAGUGUGAGUGGCUAAAUGUGUGGUGGUUGUUACACAAAAUUGAAUUUGGGAUUUUGUAUUUUGACUUUUUGACCACGAGAGCUGUUGACUUCAGAGAAAAGAAGAGUGAAUAAUAGAAGAAACCAACUCUCUUGUAAAAAUCCUUAGAGCUUUUGCUGGUUGCCGAGUUCAUUUCAUAAGGCUUUGUAUAAUUUUAUUAUUUGAUGGGGAUGGGGGUUAAUUUUAUGAAAAACAACAAUGUUUAGUUGUUUUUCGGUUGUAUUUUCCCCAUUUUUUGUAAUUUUUUUUUAUUAAUUCACUUUGUUAUUAUUUUUUGUCUUCAGCUGUACGUUAUGUAUGUGUUC